Messenger RNA from Verruconis gallopava, 1592 nucleotides. RefSeq lists its product as uncharacterized. The transcript is spliced from 2 exons. The coding region runs from base 59 to 1393 and encodes 444 amino acids. NCBI's taxonomy places the organism in Eukaryota, Fungi, Ascomycota, Dothideomycetes, Venturiales, Sympoventuriaceae. Gene Ontology annotation, molecular function: coenzyme A diphosphatase activity. The record is from RefSeq and is a predicted model, not a curated record.
GUCAAGCUGAUGGCGCGCCAAAAGAAUGAUAACAAUCCGCAUGCUUUGAACUAACGCCAUGACGCUACCGAAGUCCAGUGACGAGGCCCCAUCCGUCUUGCCCGGCGAGCUAGUCCAUCACCUUCAGACGGUCCUGCUAGAUCUUCAGGCUUAUCCUUACCCCGAGAUCCCCAAUCCUCAGGGCGUGCCGAAGCGUGCCAGCGUUGCAGUCAUAAUUCGCAUCCGGCCUGAUUACAGUCACUGGCCUGCUGCCUCGUCCCUCUCAGCACAAUCGCGUCAUGACUCUUCCAUUGAUGAUCCCGCCGAAAGGAUCAAGUCCUUCUUUAACCAGCCCUGGGUCCAGCACGGUGACCCUGAGGUCCUCUUCAUAAAGCGUGCUGCUCGCAAGGGCGACAAGUGGACGUCGCACGUCGCCUUUCCAGGUGGCCGUCGUGACCCUGAGGAUGCAGAUGACGCAGCAGCCGCGGUGCGCGAGGCCAGCGAAGAGGUUGGCGUCGAUCUCUCCACAGAGUUCGCAGUGCCGGCUGGAAACCUUCCCCAGCAGGUGGUGAGCGCUGAAUGGGGCAAAGUACCGCUGAUGGUUUUGUGCCCAUACGUGUUCCUUAUGACUGCCCAUUCGAUACCACCUCUAAGGCUGCAGCCCACAGAAGUUGCCUCUGCGCACUGGGUGCCGCUGCGUGCGCUGCUCUCUCCAAAGCAGCGCACAUUCUGGCUCCAGGACGUUUCGUCGCGCACUUCGCAGCAAGAUUUUGGACUUACGCGCACUCUCCACCGUCUAAGCAUCGGCGACAUGAUGUUCGCCGCUGUGCGACUCAUUCCUUCCGAGUCCGUCUACUGUUCCAGCAUCCCCGAAUUCCUACCUCCCGAACCACUUCACUCUGAGCCCCUUUCCUUGAAUUAUACGGCCCCCCUUUGGGGGCGCGGUCGCCUUCCGCCUGCGCCCGCGGAUAGCCCAUUGCUUCUGUGGGGUUUGACUCUUGGCAUAAUGGGCGACUUCCUCGACAUGAUGCCUCCUUACAACGCGCUCCGUGCUUGGACAUAUCCUACUUUCACCACGCUCGAUGUGAGAAUCAUUCUGCAUCUGAUGACGCAUUGGUAUAGGAAGGAGCGUGAAAGGGAGCUAGAUGAGCAUAAAAUCAGCUUCCGGUCUGUGGAGGAGCUGGCCCAUAAAGCGGGUCGACCAGCGGCUAGGCUAAGGUCGGACCAGAGAAGAAGCGAUUCUAAUAAUGUGGGACUACUGUUGGCUGGAUAUUACAAAUUAGUCAGAAGAGCGGUCUUGGUCACGUUUGUGGUGAGAGCGGUAUCAGCGUCGCUCAUCUUCGUCCUACUGUGGAAAAAGAGAAAGAACUCGUUGGUACAGAGAUUGCUAAGUAGGCUGCUAUGGCGGAGAUAAGACAUUUGGAAUAGCUCCAUAUCGUUCAUCUAAUCCGUGGUUAUUACGCUGCCACAUGUCUCACGUGGCAUGCCUGAGCACUAGCUCUACAUGUAUGUAUAGGUGUUGCAGAAACAUCACAUGAUCUCUCUCGUAAAAGAUUGCAUUUUGUGAAAACCAACCACAAUAUAUACACAAUAAUAUACAAUAUCAUCGUAAG